AUGAAGCCCUCGAUGCGAGCUGCACAAUACAACACCACGACCAACAAGGUCGAGGUGAACGAAAUCCCAAUCCCCGAGCCGGGCGAAUAUGACCUUCUCAUCAAGAAUAAGUGUGCGUCACUUUGCCACUCGGAUCUGAUGCUCUUCUGGGGCCAUACAGCCGAGAAACCACCAGUCGAGAAGAUCACGCUUGGCCAUGAAAACACAGGCGUUGUUGUCGCAACUGGCAGCAAAGUCCACGGGUUCAAGGUUGGAGAUAAUGUCGGAUGUCUGGGUUGCAGCUAUGCUUGUUACCAGUGCGAGGGCUGUAUGGUCCACAAUCUAUUCUGCGACCAAGGCACAGGCAAGCUCCAUGGAUUCACUACACAUGGGCAUUUUGCCGAGUACUCACUUGCCGAUGCGCGUAAUUCCAUGGUUCUUCCUGAUGGGAUCGAUAUGGUUGCGACGGCGCCGCUUUUCUGCGCUGGUGUUACUGCAUAUCACGCCGUGAAACAGUGCAAUCUCAAACCUGGACAGUGGAUUGCAGUCAUUGGGUGUGGUGGAUUAGGUCAUUUAGCCAUUCAGUAUGCCAAAGCAAUGGGCAUCCGAGUCAUCGGCGUGGAUAUCUCUGAUCCACAGCUGGAAUCGGCCAAAGGACUAGGCGCUGACAUCACAUACAACUCGCUCUCCAACCCGACCUAUGCCGAAGAACUGAAGAAGAUCACCGGAGGAGGCGCCCAUGCGGCCGCCGUCUUCAGUGCAUCCAAUGCGGCAUACGAGAGUACUCCGAGUAUAUUAAGAAUAAACGGCCUUAUGAUGGUGGUCGGUAUUCCAAAGGCCAACCUCUCCAUCAACGCUUUGGAUAUUCUACUAGGUAAAUACCGCAUCCAGGGCGUCAGCAGUGGCACUCCGCAACAAAUGCGGGAGCCCAUUGAGUUCAGCCACAGGCACGGCAUCAAGCCGCAUAUGACGACGUUUCAGAGUCUUGAUGAUAUCCACGCUAUGAUCGAUCUGAUGCAGAGCGGGAAGUCUGCGGGUCGGCUUGGGAUUGUUUUCUAG
Aspergillus steynii IBT 23096 is the source of this 1038-nucleotide messenger RNA. RefSeq names its product zinc-dependent alcohol dehydrogenase. Gene Ontology annotation, molecular function: zinc ion binding; oxidoreductase activity. Lineage: Eukaryota; Fungi; Ascomycota; Eurotiomycetes; Eurotiales; Aspergillaceae. The record is from RefSeq and is a predicted model, not a curated record. The transcript has 7 exons. Bases 1 to 1038 code for a protein of 345 amino acids.